CCACAACGAGACCCUUUUCCCUCCGGACCCAAACCCUCUUCUCUCGUUCUCGCGUUCGAAUGAAACGCCUCUCUUCUCCUCCUUUCAGGAUCUUUCCUGCUUCCAAAACCACACCACAAAUCGCCCAAAACACGAUCCAAAAGAAUCCAAAUAGCGCCAAUCCAACCUUCCAAACAGCCUCAAAUCGCUCCCAUGCCGCAGUUUCAUCUACAGGUAAGUCCACUUCAAACCCUUCAAAAAGAUCCAAUCUGUUUCCAUCUUUCGAAACAUCUCACCAUCUUUCCAAUGCAAAAGAACCCAUCUGCAAUAAUCAUGACCUGAAAACCAUAAAUUCGGUUGAUCUUGUCCACAUUUCUGAGAUAUUACUAGGAAAUGACUGGUUUUUACUGCUAAAUCACGCUUUCCGUCCCCAUAAAACCAGCUUGAAUCCACAGCUCGUCGUUCGAAUCUUGCAAAACCAAGAAAACCAAUUAUUCUCCCUUAAAUUCUACAUAUGGGUUUCAAAUGCCGACCUUGAACUUUCGAAGAAUGAAUCCGUAAAGAGAGUUUUGUCUGAUAUCCUAUUUAGAAAAGGCCCAGUCGUUUUAUCCGUUGAAUUGAUACGAGAGAUUCGAGCUGCUGGGUGUCGAUUCACAGAGGAGUUGUUCUGCAUUUUAAUCGGUAGUUGGGGGCGUUUGGGGCUGGCGAAGUAUUGCAAUGACAUUUUUGGGCAAUUGUCAUUCUUGGGCCUUAGGCCGACCACCCGAAUUUACAAUUCUGUCAUUGAUGCAUUGGUGAAAUCCAAUUCGCUCGAUUUGGCUUAUUUCAAAUUCCAACAGAUGGCCGCUGAUAACUGCUACCCAGAUCGAUUCACCUACAACACUCUAAUCCAUGGUGUAUGCAAGAACGGGAUUGUCGACGAGGCGCUUCGGCUUUUGAAGCAGAUGGAGAGCUUGGGGUGGUCUCCUAAUGUGUUCACAUACACAAUGCUGAUCGAUGGGUUUUUUAAUGCGGGAAAGGCAGAUGAAGCAUUCCAGGUGUUGGAGACAAUGAGGAAGAGGAACGUGGGCCCCACCGAGGCUACUUUUAGAGCAUUGGUUCAUGGGGCCUUUCGAUGUUUGAAUCCACGGCGGGCCUAUGAGUUGUUGACUAGCUUUGUAGAACGCAAAUCAGUUUUGCAUGAAAGUGCUUGUAGUACCAUAUUGUACUGUCUUUCGAAGAAUUGUAUGCCAAGAGAGGCUUGCGAGUUUUUGAGCAAGAUCAGCCAAAGGGGUUAUUUUCCCGAUGCCCCUACGUUUAAUAUUGUGAUGGCUUGUUUGAUGAAAGGUUUAGAUCUUAGAAAAACAUGUGAGAUAUUUGAUGGUUUUAUUGGCCGAGGUGGGAAACCGGGAUUUAAUACAUAUAUUACACUAGUAGCUGCUUUGUACAGGGCAGGAAUGUUUCAGGAGGGAGAUCGAUAUGUGAAUCAUAUGUUCUUGGACGGGCUUGUCUGCAAUGUGGUUUCGUAUAACAUGUUGAUUGACUGCUUUUCUAAAGCAGAAAUGAUGGAGAAGGCAUCAGAGACUUUCAAAGUAAUGCUUGCAAGGGGCAUCGCCCCGAGCCUCGUAACUUUUAAUACGCUUAUAAGUGGGCAUUGCAAGACUGGCGAGGUGAAAAAGACACGUGAAUUGUUGAAGAUGCUCUUAGAACAUGGAUUUGAACCCAAUGUUUUCACAUUUAGUUCGAUAAUAGAUGGUCUUUGCCGGGCCCACCAGAUGGAGGAUGCUUUCAAUUGUUUUGGUGAGAUGGUUGAAUGGGGUGUUGCGCCAAAUGCCAUUACAUACAAUAUAUUGAUACGGUCUCUUUGUGUAGUAGGGGAAGUCGGUAAGUCAAUGAAACUUUUUAAAAGGAUGAAAGCCAAAGGGAUAAACCCAGAUGUGUUUUCUUUCAAUGCUCUCAUUUCAAGCCUUUGUAAGAUGGAAAGGAUCGAGAGCGCACGGAACGUUUUUGAUUCCAUGUUGAAGGCUGGAGCAACUCCAGAUACUUAUACUUAUAAUGCCUUUAUAAAAGCUUUAUGUGACUCAGAGAGAAUUGAUGAGGCCAAAGAAACUGUGCUCAUGAUGGGAGCCAAUGGCUGUACCCCAAAUUCAUAUUCAUAUAACCCCAUCAUAGAUGCCCUUUCCCAUGUGGGCCGCUUAGAAGAGGCCCAAGAACUAGUCAGCAUAUGUAAAAGGAAAGGUAUUCACAUAAACGAUCUUCCAAAUUUGAAGACUGCUUCUGAGCUUACAGAUGGAGUUGUUAACAUCUGAGUAGGUUAGGUUUCACAUGCUUCGUUGAUGUUUGUGGAAUGUAACUAAGGUCAUUGUAAAGCAUGCAAAAGGGGAACUCUGUGCAAGCAAAAGAGGAGUUUGAUUACCAAAGAAGCUUUGGGUUAUUUGCAUUUGCAUGCAAUAAAUGGACCCAUGUUUGUACUUUUCCCCUGAAUUUGGCUGAGAUUCCCAGUUCCGAAAGCCAUCCUUGCCUCUUUAUGACACUGAAAUUAGUUUUUUGCGAAGGAAAAUCUACAUGCACACUAUCAUUUGCCAGUAGACUGUGGGGAUGGGGAAGCCGUCUUUCACUUUGUGUAGCUUUCCAUAGCUUUUGGAGCAGCAGGGAGAGCAUAUGGAGCACCCACCUGGUGUUCCGUCUAUUGCACAUUUUGAAGUGAUUAAAAUGAAGAAAACGGUAGCCCUGAUGGGUGCACAGCUUUUGAAGCCUUUGAUAGCAUCUGAAGCGACUCAUCUUAUUUGCCAAAAAUCUGAGGGUGCAUUUCUCUAUCCUACAAAAGAAUCAGAUUUGGAAGGAUUUGUCUUUGUUCAUUCAUCAAAGAAAAAAAAGACAAAGGAUAAAUGGUGUGUUAGUUUGACACCUGAUCCCUGUUUCCAUUUUUUCCUUUAUUAUUGUUUUAUUCUUUUAAUCCGAUUCUUUAAAUGUUUUAUAACAUGGAAUUUCAUCAUCGUAGUUCUCUUUUUUGUUAUAUGAGCGAUGCAUGGUUGUUCCUACA
Magnolia sinica is the source of this 3001-nucleotide messenger RNA. Its product is annotated as putative pentatricopeptide repeat-containing protein At3g16890, mitochondrial. The record is from RefSeq and is a predicted model, not a curated record. Gene Ontology annotation, molecular function: protein binding. The transcript has 2 exons. Lineage: Eukaryota; Viridiplantae; Streptophyta; Magnoliopsida; Magnoliales; Magnoliaceae. Bases 60 to 2267 code for a protein of 735 amino acids.